Messenger RNA from Geodia barretti, 225 nucleotides. Lineage: Eukaryota; Metazoa; Porifera; Demospongiae; Tetractinellida; Geodiidae. The record is from the annotation of a GenBank genome assembly.
CCUGCGGAGACUGCAUCAUCGUUCUACAGCCGACUUCAUCCGGACCUCCAGAGACCUGCGGAGACAGCUUGGGAUAUCACCGACUACUAUGAAGAGACCCAAGGAACUCCGUUGGAAUUGUGGAACGGGAAUGUGAAGUUGGCAAGUGACAGGAAUAUUGGCCGAAUGAAGAAACUGAUCCUGAAGCGCCUCAACCCUACAACUCCUUCGAAGGAGGAAGGCGAA